AUGUCCGACAAGCCCACCACCAACCUCACCGACACCGUGCCCAAGGCCAUGGAUGAGCAAGGCAGCAUUGGCAAGCAAUUCACAGAGAAUGGAGCUAUCGGAGGAACCGCUCAAAAGAUUGGUGGUCCCUUUGACAAGGAGGGCAUGAUUGGGAAGCAAUUCACUACAGAGGGAAGCAUUGGAGGAACGGUUCAGAACAACAUGGGAGGAGAGAAGAAGGCUUGA
Molecule: messenger RNA, 225 nt
Organism: Fusarium odoratissimum NRRL 54006
Lineage: Eukaryota; Fungi; Ascomycota; Sordariomycetes; Hypocreales; Nectriaceae
Exons: 2
Coding region: 1-225 (74 amino acids)
Source: RefSeq, a predicted model, not a curated record